This is a messenger RNA of Rotaria sp. Silwood1, 1131 nucleotides long. Lineage: Eukaryota; Metazoa; Rotifera; Eurotatoria; Philodinida; Philodinidae. The record is from the annotation of a GenBank genome assembly.
AUGGAACUUGACGAGGCAUCCACAGCUGACGGCUAUUAUGAUCGAAUCAAGGCUAUUUGUGGACAAAUCAGGGUCAAAGUUUUCGAAGCACUUCAAUGGCUUAGACAGAAUAAUGCUCUAUCUCGUAAUGUUACAAUUAAUCAAUUAAUAAUCAGCAAAUUACCUGAAGAUGAUGUACCGGAGUGUUUAUGGGCAACCAUGGAAGUUUCUACUAAUGUAGAAGCAGCUGAAAAUGAAAGAGCAAGUUACCUUCCUGAUCCGUUGACCAAUGCAUCUGAAUUUAACAAUACAACAGCUAUACCUAUAAUCUCAAGUGCUGUGUUAGAUGUCAAUAGUACCAAAGUGUCGUCUGAUGAAGUUGCUGAACAUCUUUUAGAACGAAUCAAAGCACAAGUGCCAGAAAAAACACACGGAAAAGACACCGAGCAAAACUCUAAACAAGACACUGUAUACAUAAUUCCUCGCGGCAACAAACCGGCCAAUGAAUAUUCUAAUCCAAAUCUUUUAUUAGAAAUCUUUCCUACCCUAUUCCCAUAUGAAUGUGGUGGGCUUGAGGAUGGUUCUCGACCGAUUCAAAUCAAUUUUCUGUUGGGCGGUGUACUUGGUCCUGCAAAAGCGUAUUUCGGCACUGUAGAGAGUCAAGGAAGAGGAUCGCUCCAUUUACAUCUCUUGAUUUGGCUCAAUCAUGAAUAUACUCCAGCACAAUUGAAAGAAAAUAUUCAAAAUCAAGAUUUUCGUGAAAAUUUACUAAAAUAUUUAGAAGAUAUUAUAAAAGAAGAUUUAGAUUCGUUUCGAGAUGAAACCAACGACGGAACAAGUACGACAAGUGAUACUAGAACAUUAAUUGGAGAAAUUGGAUCGACAGCAACUGAAGUUAUCCCACCAUGUCGCCCAACACCAAAUCCUGCAUUGGAAGACUUCGAUCAAACGUUUCGCAAAGAUGCAGUUCAAUUGGUCGAAACCUGCAAUAUUCACAAGCAUUCUGCAGCUUGCUAUAAAUAUUCUAAAGGCAAAAAUGAAAGUUCAAAAAUUUGUCGAAGACGCAUGCCACGUGCACUAGUGAAGACAGCAGACACAUUUGGCACCAAAAUAAUUAUGGCACCAUACACGACAUCAACACAUUUGUGGUAG